GUAUAUCAGCCUGUGAAGAGCAUUUUACUACAUUUGUUUUUAAGUGUUGAUUGAUAUGAAAGAUAAACUUUCUAACAAAGAAAUAUUUUAAAAGUAUAAUGUCUUAUAUGGGAAGGGAGCAUACUGUGGCAUCGGCCACUACAGUCAACAAUUCCGUGGAACUAGAAGAGGAGUUCGGACCCCUAUCCAUAACUAAACUUGAAGUAAAUGGGAUUUCAAGUAACGAUAUUAAACGAUUGCAAGAAGCUGGAUUUCAUACAGUGGAGUCAGUAGCGUUUUCACCAAAGAAGCUUUUGUUGCAGAUUCGUGGGUUUUCCGAGACAAAAGCCGAUAAGAUCCUAACAGAAGCUGUUAAACUUGUGCCAAUGGGUUUCACAACUGCCACAUCUGUUUAUCAGAAGCGUUCAGAAAUAGUGAUGCUGACAACUGGUUCCAAAGAGCUUGAUAAGCUACUGGGCGGGGGCAUCGAGACUGGAUCCAUCACUGAAAUGUUUGGAGAAUUCCGUAGUGGCAAGACUCAGUUAUGUCAUACGUUAGCUGUGACGUGCCAAUUGCCAAUAAGUCAGAAUGGUGGUGAAGGAAAAUGUCUUUAUAUUGAUACGGAGGGUACAUUUCGACCGGAACGUUUGACAGCCAUUGCCGAACGUUUCAAGCUUGUAAAGGAAGAAGUACUCGACAAUGUGGCUUGCGCUCGCGCUUAUAAUACAGACCAUCAAACACAAUUGCUGACGCAAGCUGCUGCUAUGAUGGUGGAAUCACGGUAUGCAUUACUGGUAGUUGAUAGUGCAACAGCUCUUUAUCGCACAGAUUAUACAGGUCGCGGGGAGUUGUCAGCACGUCAAAUGCACUUGGCACGUUUUUUGCGUCUAUUGUUGCGUUUAGCUGAUGAGUUUGGCGUCGCUGUAAUUAUAACAAAUCAGGUGGUCGCUCAAGUAGAUAGUGGCCCAGCCAUGUUCGCUGCCGAUACAAAAAAACCAAUUGGUGGUAAUAUAAUAGCCCAUGCUUCUACCACCAGACUCUACUUUCGUAAAGGACGUGGGGAAACCCGGAUUUGCAAAAUAUACGAUUCACCAUGCCUACCGGAGAGCGAAGCGACAUUUGCUAUUUUACCUGACGGAAUUGGAGACACAAAAGAGUAGUACAUUUUCAUUUAUUAAAUAAGUUAAUUGUUUUUAUUAAACAUCCGCAACGACCCGGAUUUACAUAUAUCCGACCAAGGACUGUCACUUCAGCAACAUUCCUCGUAUAUGCACGGGGAAUGUUUAUGCUGCUACACCAACAACAACAACACAAAAGAGUAGUGCAUUUUCAUUUAUUAAAUAAGUUAUUUGUUUUUAUUAAACUACCACAUAGUAACCUUUUAUAUAAAA
This is a messenger RNA of Anastrepha obliqua, 1370 nucleotides long. RefSeq names its product DNA repair protein RAD51 homolog 1 (gene spn-A). The transcript has 5 exons. The record is from RefSeq and is a predicted model, not a curated record. Lineage: Eukaryota; Metazoa; Arthropoda; Insecta; Diptera; Tephritidae. Gene Ontology annotation, molecular function: double-stranded DNA binding; ATP hydrolysis activity; DNA strand exchange activity. Gene Ontology annotation, cellular component: condensed nuclear chromosome. Bases 99 to 1139 code for a protein of 346 amino acids. Gene Ontology annotation, biological process: reciprocal meiotic recombination; double-strand break repair via homologous recombination; mitotic recombination-dependent replication fork processing.